AUGGCCUUAUUUGGAAGACCCCUUAUACAUCUAGAAGGCAACUGGUGUGAGCUACUUAAUGCAUGUUGCAAGAGCCAAUUAGUGACCAGAACUCCAGCCAAUCACCGAAUUUACAGUAUCCCGGCCCUUCUCGCUCCGACAAUUCUUCCGGUGAGCCGCUCGGACCCGUCUAGGUACCUCCAUUUCGAUGAAGCCCCAACUGGAGCGAACAACAAGAAGAUUUUCCUCGGGCACACUGGUGUCUUCCUUUUCUGCGAUUUACUGUCUGUCACGAUGUUAUCAGGGAUUCUGAUUUUCAAUCAGAAGGGUGAGAACCUUAUAUUCCGCUCGUUUCGCAAUGACUGCCGGCCUCGGCUUGCAGACAUCUUCCGUAUUCAGGUCAUAUCGAAUGCGCAGGUUCGAUCUCCGAUAUUGACACUUGGCUCGACAACAUUCAGCCAUGUCAAGCAUGAGAAUAUAUAUUUGGUCGCAGUUACGAAAAGCAAUGCGAAUGCGGCGUUGGUGUUUGAAUUCCUAUACAAAUUAAUAAUGCUGGGGAAGGGGUACUUUGGGAAAUUCGACGAGGAGGCAGUCAAGAACAAUUUUGUGUUGAUCUAUGAAUUGCUGGAUGAGAUCCUCGACUUUGGAUAUCCGCAAAACACCGAAACGGAUACAUUGAAAAUGUAUAUAACCACUGAAGGCGUCAAGUCAUCAAUUGUUAACUCACCCACCGACUCGAGCCGCAUCACCAUGCAAGCGACAGGCGCAUUAUCGUGGCGACGCUCUGAUAUCAAAUACCGGAAAAACGAAGCGUUUGUCGAUGUGAUUGAAGACGUUAACCUUUUGAUGUCUGCCACCGGGACAGUAUUACGAGCAGACGUGAACGGCCACAUAGUCAUGCGAACGUAUCUCACCGGAACUCCAGAAUGCAAAUUUGGACUUAAUGACAGGCUAUUAUUAGAUAACGAUGAUGCCGGAGGUAUGCCUGGGAAACCAAGAACGACCCGGGCUGCGGCGGGAAGCGUUACGCUUGAAGAUUGCCAGUUCCAUCAAUGCGUCAAGCUAGGCCAGUUUGACGCUGAUCGUAUCAUCUCCUUCGUCCCUCCCGAUGGGGAGUUCGAGCUGAUGAGAUACCGAGCAACUGAGAACGUGAACUUACCUUUCAAAGUACAUCCUAUCGUCCGUGAGAUAGGUACCACAAAGGUCGAGUAUAGCAUUGCUAUAAAAGCCAACUAUGGCCCUAAGCUGUUUGCUACGAAUGUAGUCGUCCGCAUACCUACGCCUCUUAAUACAGCGAAAAUCACCGAACGAACAACGCAGGGAAGGGCAAAGUAUGAGCCCGAGCAGAACAAUAUAGUCUGGAAAAUUGCAAGGUUUUCUGGCCAGAGUGAAUUCGUCCUUACAGCGGAGGCCACUUUGACGUCCAUGACACAGCAGAAGACCUGGAGUCGGCCGCCUCUCAGCCUUGCAUUUAGCUUGCUAAUGUUCACGAGUAGUGGGCUGUUGGUACGAUAUCUGAAAGUGUUUGAAAAGGGCAAUUAUAGCAGUGUGAAGUGGGUGCGAUAUAUGACCCGCGCUGGAAGUUAUGAAAUAAGAUUUUAA
Messenger RNA from Microsporum canis CBS 113480, 1581 nucleotides. RefSeq names its product AP-2 complex subunit mu-1. The transcript is spliced from 4 exons. The coding region runs from base 1 to 1581 and encodes 526 amino acids. Gene Ontology annotation, biological process: clathrin-dependent endocytosis; intracellular protein transport. The record is from RefSeq and is a predicted model, not a curated record. Gene Ontology annotation, molecular function: clathrin-cargo adaptor activity. Lineage: Eukaryota; Fungi; Ascomycota; Eurotiomycetes; Onygenales; Arthrodermataceae. Gene Ontology annotation, cellular component: AP-2 adaptor complex; cytoplasmic vesicle.